This is a messenger RNA of Melampsora larici-populina 98AG31, 702 nucleotides long. RefSeq lists its product as uncharacterized. Bases 1 to 702 code for a protein of 233 amino acids. NCBI's taxonomy places the organism in Eukaryota, Fungi, Basidiomycota, Pucciniomycetes, Pucciniales, Melampsoraceae. The record is from RefSeq and is a predicted model, not a curated record. The transcript has 3 exons.
AUGAACUUAUUAUUCUUGAUUUUACUUUGCUAUCCCAUCGUGUGUUCUGGACAUUCCUUUCUUUUAUCUAUCCAAGGUUCAGAUGGAGUACGCUCAACAGCUUUUGGGGCUAGACUCUUAACACGAGGUACAUUGGUACAGAACACUGGAAUAUUCGAUAAAGAUUUACCUGAUGAAGACAAUGAUACACAAUCGAACAAAUCAAGACCUGGACCCUGUGGAAGGAUUUUUGGUGGUGAUAGUUUACCAGGUUUCGACAUUGAUGUAGCAAAGGAAAUGCAGAUAGCUGAAGCAAGUGGAAUUCCAACUGCUUCUUCCAAUGGGACUAUUCAAAUGGGCGUUUAUGUUGCGAACCCAGACGGUGCAGGUCCUUUCAAAUGUGUUUAUUCAAGUGAUUCUUCAUUGAAAGAAUUUCAACCUAUGAAGAUCUUACAUCAAGUAGAAGGAUUCAAAAGUGUUAAUAAGUUUGCAAAUAACUUUGUAUACCCACUUACAGCAACUUUUAACAAAGAUACGACAUGUAGUGGCGGGAAUGAUAAGAAUGUAUGUAUCAUCAAGUGUACCAAUCCGAAUGGAUUUGGAUCUUGUGCAGCUGUGAAGUUAUCGUCAGGAUUUGGCCACUCCAAUUCAACGAAGGAAUCUCAAUUAGAUUCAAACCCCCCAUUGACGAGUGGGGCGAGUCGCGGAAUUCGAUUUGGAUAG